Molecule: messenger RNA, 5393 nt
Organism: Ostreobium quekettii
Lineage: Eukaryota; Viridiplantae; Chlorophyta; Ulvophyceae; Bryopsidales; Ostreobiaceae
Source: the annotation of a GenBank genome assembly
AUAGCGCCAUCCAGUUCGGUUCAUUUCCGGGUUUACAGCACAUGGAGGUGCCGGGACCACCGUUCGCACCCCCCCAAGGCCUCCCGGGCUACACGGGGCCAAUCCCCACGCCCUACUACCAGGGAGCGCAGCAGCCUCCCCAGCAGCAGCACGGCCCGCCACCGCCCCGGCCGUCAACGAGCAGGAGGGGUCUCGGCGGGCCGAAGCAUCAGCGUCCACCGGCAUCUGGGCCGCCGGCUAGCGGACAGGGACAGGCGUACACCGGACAGAUGGGUGGGGCACCGCCCCAAGGGCCAGGAGGCGCCUACUACCCCUACAGCGGGAUGCCGUAUCCGCCUGUGGGGUAUGUUGAGCAGGGGCAGGGGUGGCCGGGGUGGGGAGGAGAGAGGGCCAGCAGCCGGAUCCCGUUUGAAGGGCAGGGCCCCCCGGCGGCGCGGAGCGGCUCGUCGGCCGCCAGCGACCAGGAGCAGCCGUGGUCGCCGUCGUCUAGCGCGUCCGGGGCGUCACACAAUCCCAGGGAGAAGAAGGCCAUCCCGCUGAUCGACCCGCGGAGCAACAAGGCGAUAACGGGCGAUAAGGGAGUCGACGCCAGGGGCAACAAGACGAGCGCGGGCGAGAAGGGCGAGUCCACCACUGAGAAGCUCUCUUACAGGGAUGCUUUUGGCCGGAAGACCAAAUCGGCUGCUCCUCAUCCUGCUGAAGCGAUGUCCCAGGACAAGUCUGGAGGGCAAAAGCUCGGCAGAUCACACAGCGGCGAGGUGAGGGUGAUACACACCAGCAAGCCGGGAUUGUCCAGAGGAGGUUCGAUGACUCCGCCACAGCACAGUGCCCAUGGAGGCAGGAUGCUGCACCCCACAGCACGAGGACAGGGCAGCACGCCCAGUGCUGCGCCUGCACAGGCAUCCGUCUUGCACAGGACUGCAACACCGGCUGCAAGGCCACCCCCGCCAGACCACAAGUCUGGACAAUCAGGCCUUCACAAGGUGCCUGUGCCUGAGGCUGCCAGGACCGUCAAGAAGUCCAGACCGCUGGGUGUGGUUUCCACAUCUUUUGUGCACACACCAGUAGGCCCUGCCAAGAAUGUUGGCCCAUCCCAGGAAGCUGGAGGAGGCAGGGCCCUUUCCGGAGCGGUGGAUGGAAAAGGGGUUGAGGCAAGUCUGGUUCAAGAGAAGCCUGAAAUGGCAGACAAGCUGCCUGUCAGCAAGUCGCAGGAGGUGAAAUCUGGACAGGCUGAGACCCCAAAGAAGCAAGACGCCACGUUGGAGAACGGGCUUCAUGUGGGGAAGCCGGAUGAGUGCCAUCCCCGUUCGUUGCCUGACAAGAGCGGCGCUCCCGCCAAAGAGGAAUCCGAUGUUGCAAAGCCCAAAUGGGGUUUGUCGAAGAAGGGCUGGUCUGCUAUUCAGCAGAAGCCUUCGGUCAAGGUUCUUCAGCCUCAUGCUGCAGCCCAGCCGCAGCAAGGUCGCCAGGCGACCCGGGCUUCUCCCGUGCAGCGGGCUGCUGAGGCUUCAAAGAGUGCUCAAAAGGUAUCCCGGGCAGGGGAGCCCGCUUCAGUGUCGACGGCUCCUCCUGUGCAGCCGGCCCCUCCCUUGCUACAGGCUGUGGAGGCUGCAAAGAAGGAUGCGAAAGAGCCUCAGGCAGGGGAGCCCGCUUCAGCUUCAAAGGCCCAGCAGGUGCAGCGGGCCCCUCCGGCUGCAGAGUCUGCACUGGCGCCAAAAUCCCCGGAAGCAACGGAGACUGCUGUUCCUGCCCCAGGGCCAAAGUCGAUUGAAGCACAGGAGUCUGCUGCGCGCGCUCCAGUGCCCGAAGCACAGGAGACAGGUGGCUCUGCUCAAACUCCAAACUUGCUCGAAGCAGGGGAGACUGCUGCGUCGGAUCCGUCGACGAAGUCCCCUGAAGCGCAAGAGGCUGCCGUGCCUGCUUCAAAUUCAAAGUCGUUCGAGGUACACGAGGCUGCUGAGGCUGCGACGUCGCCUGAUGCCCAACCGUCGGUCGCGCCGGCCGUUCCUGUCGAGACAAUCACGGCGCCGCCAAAGCCUCCCGCGGACGACGAAGUCGACAAGGCCUCUCAGCCCUCUGCACCCGGUGAGCAGCGCGGCGACAGAAUCCCAGCGCCCGAGAUGCCGGAGGCGGUCGUGAUUUCGAGCUCGAGGUUCGUGGCAGCUGACAACGGUACCGCUGACCCAGCGGCUGCAACCAGCGCGGAGGCGACACUCGAUCAAGAUGAGCCGUCUACGAGGCGAGAUGAGGUCCAGGGGAAUCCCGACACGGCAGAGGCGACCGAAGGGAUCGCAACCCCGCCCGCCAUCAAUUCAUCCAGUCCAGCGACGGAAGAGGCGACCGGGGUCGUCGUCGUUGCCCCGGCCGCCGUGACGCCUCCUGGGCCGCCCGACGUCAAUCCAUCCGGUCCAGCGACGGCAGAGGCGGUCGGGGACUCCGGCGUCGUUGCCCCGGCCGCCGUGACGCCUCCUGGGCCGCCCACCGUCAAACCAUCCAUUCCAGCGACGGCAGAGGCGAUUGGGGUCGUCGUUGAUCCUGUCGCCGUGACGCCUCCUGGGCCACCCACCGUCACGCCAUUCGGUCCAGCGACGGCAGAGGCGAUCGGGGUCGACGUUGAUCCUGUCGCCGUGGCGCCUCCUGGGCCGGAGACUGCGGAAGAUGAAGGGCGCGUUGCUGCGAAGCUUGCUGUCGAUUGCGCGACCGCGGUGCCCAGCGACGGCGGGGCUGCGCCACCGGUCGCCGUGAAGCCUGCCGAUGGUUCCCCUGGACCAGAGUUCCCGAAGGUCGCUGCUGCGCUGGCGUCUCCAGAGGGAUCCAAACCGAGCAUUUCGGGGACGGGGGACCUAAAGGCCAGCGAGGAGAACGAGAGGUCCCCAGUUGGCCCGACCUCCAGGAGGUAUUACAGCAUGGAUGCACUGAAGGGUCUGCGGGCUGCGAACUUCAGAACCCCUGACAGCUUUGACAAGGGACCUUGGAGUCGUGGAGACGAGGGCUUGCUCCCACCGAGGCGGUCGGGAUCACUGAAGGCAGUGGCCAGAUCACACAGCUUCAAUUCCAAUUCUGGUGAUCAGCUGAAGAGGGAUUGGCGGGGUAUCCUUGGGCCACCGAGGACAAGGAGUAGCCUCAAGAUUGACGAUGCUGAGAUCGAUCACAAGAGGUCUGGAAAGAGGGUGUACGUUUUCGAUUUCUUGCUGAAACUGAAGCCCUCUCUGUUAGACAAGCCGUCAGAAAUUGCUGUGGGCCCAUUCUUGAGGGAUGCCAUUGCACCUACGAGGAGUAUGCGCGGCACCGACCGGUGGGCUUCAAGAGGGUCCAGAGACUCAGUUGGUGAUCGAGAUCGUGAGAGGGAUAGAAGAGACAGGGAUCAUGACCGCGAUCUUCCCUCGAGGUCCACUGGAGGCCUGUGGACAAAGGAUCCAGCUCAAGGUCGUAGUGGCAGUUCGAGGAGCUACCGUAGCAGGGCUGGAUGCGACAGGGGCAAGGGCAUUGAAGACGAUAGAUGGGGGAAGGCCCCACUGCCUCAGUCGCCAUUUAGUGCACCAGAGAGUCAGCUUCAUAGGGCGGAAAAUAGAUACGUUGUCGGGAAAAGCACAAGUGAAGACCCUGAAGAGGAGAAGCGACAGAAAUCCUUCAAAUCGAUAUUGAACAAGCUCACUCCAGAUAAUUUCCAGAAGAUGUUCAAUAAGAUGAAGGACGUCGAAAUUGGUUCUGCACAAACGUUAACUGGUCUUAUUGACCAAAUCUUCGACAAAGCAUUGAUCGAGACAACGUUUUGUGCAUUGUACGCCUCUUUGUGUAAGUUGUUGAGCACCGAAAUGCCGGAGUUUACGGUGGAGGGCGACCCACGGAAGGUCACGUUCAGGAGACUCCUACUCAACAAGUGCCAGGCCGAGUUCGAAAAGGGUGAUGCGGCUAUGAGGGCCGCUGAACAAGCCUCCGAAUUGGGUACUGAGGAAAGUGCAAGAAUCCUUAUCCAGGCGAAGAAGGAACGAAUGCGGUCUCUGGGAAAUAUGCAGUUCAUAGGCCAUCUUUUCAAAGAAGGAAUGCUGACAGAGAAGAUCAUCCAUCAGUGUAUUGUGGAGCUGCUUCGUGAAGAGAAGAGCCCCAAGCCUGAGGACAUCGAGUGCCUCUGCAAGCUGGUGGCCACCGUGGGGCGGCGGCUCACCCAGCGGUCAGAACUAAAGGCGUACUUCCUCAGGGUGGCCAGGCUGGCAGAGAAUCAGAACCUUGAUGUCAGGCACAGAUUCAUGCUCCUGGACCUGAUUGAGAUGAAGGACCGCGGCUGGGUGGAGCGCCGCAAGCAGGAGGGCCCAAAGACGAUCGAGGAAAUCCACAAGGAGGCGGCCAGGGAGCAGCAGAGCAUCCGUGAAAGGGGACGUGGUGGCGGGGGCGGGCAUUGGGGCGGCUCCCGGUCUGCUCGGCACCUGGAGGAUAGGAUCGGAGGUGGCAUGUGGGGCAGGAAUGGGCCUCCCCCGUCUCAGGGCCGGCCUGGGCCCACCCCUUCCCCAACCCCUCCGCUCAUGCGUGGUGAGGAGGUUCGACCCCUGACCAGGAUCAAGUCCCUCGGCCGGACUGACUCACAGGAGAUCUCUCUGCGGCCUGCGGGCCGCCUGCAGCAGCAAGAGUCGCCAGGCCUCCAACGGGGGCCCAUCUCCCCACCGAAGGAGCCUGCCCGAGAGAGGCCCGUGCUCAACUUGGCGCCGCCCUCGCGAAAGGCCGUGGCACAGGAGAGCAGCCCACUAGAGGAAGCCCCAGAGGCUAUGACAGAGGAGCUCCUUGGGCGCAAGGUGAAGGGUCUCUUAGAGGAAUACUACAACGACAUGGACAACAUGGAGGAGCCGGUGAAGUGCGUGGAGGAGUUAAAGUCCGCCGGGGCGCAGACUCCAGAGAUCCUGUCGACGUCGGUUCAACAAGCACUGAAUAUCAGGGGCAUGGAUGCCGCCAAGAGGUUACUCCCGCUCGCCGACCUCAUGAUCGCCCUGUGCCAGGGCCACCCUGAGGGGUCAACCCCUGUGGUCAGUCCGUCCGACAUGGAGAAGGGCGUGGAGGGGAUUCUGGAGAAGAUUCCGGAUGUGGCGGAGGACUUCCCCAACGCCCCUAGGCUGAUCGGAAGGUUGCUUGGGAUCUUAGUGUCCCAGGAUAUUGUCAGCCUGGAGAAGAUGGGCUCCAUGGUUUUGGCUGGGGGCGGACCAGGCGAGGACUCGCCGUUGGUGGACAGUGGUGCAGGGAGCACGGUGAUUCUUGAGGUGCUGAAGGAAUUGAAGGACGGCAAAGAGGCGGACGAAUUGGAGAGCGUGAAGCGCUGGCUGGCGUCCGUCUCCAUUGCCGAUUACUACGCCUCGUACGAGAGGGAGGCAGUGAAGCAGGAGGACGUUCUUGCUUUUCUGGAUGACUAG